Capronia epimyces CBS 606.96 is the source of this 1182-nucleotide messenger RNA. RefSeq lists its product as uncharacterized. The transcript is spliced from 7 exons. Gene Ontology annotation, molecular function: iron ion binding; monooxygenase activity; oxidoreductase activity, acting on paired donors, with incorporation or reduction of molecular oxygen. Bases 1 to 1182 code for a protein of 393 amino acids. Lineage: Eukaryota; Fungi; Ascomycota; Eurotiomycetes; Chaetothyriales; Herpotrichiellaceae. The record is from RefSeq and is a predicted model, not a curated record.
AUGCAAAGUCCGUUGCUGCGAAUUGGACCCACAGAGGUGUCGUUCUACUCGAUUGAUGUCUACGAUGCCGUCCAUAAGGUGGGCAGCAACUUGAAGUUCAUCAAGGACCCCCGAACCUAUGGCGAAUUCGUGCAGGGAGGCCAUCCGGCGUUGUUCUCCAUCGCUGAUCCUGAGGAACAUGCCCGACGUCGCCGACUCAUGGGUCAAUUAUACAACCGAAGUAGGAUGGACAACUUACGCGGCCUGAUGAACCAUGUGGUGGGGGACUUUGUCCAAACCUUGAAACGGCACCAAGACAGACCGUUGGAGUGUGUGCCAGCUUGCAGAGCCCUCGAAGCCGAUCUCAUUUCCUUGUUCAGCUUUGGGGAAUCAAUCGGGGCAGUUAGGGCCUGGUCCAACGGCGAACCGUGGAACAUGGUGCUUAAGAACGAUGAGAAGGCGACCUGGAUGCCCGUGUUCACUUCGUUUCCGGGGCUCGUUUCAAUCUGGCAAUCCUUCGAGCAAUGGUUGUUCCAGAGGUUCGGGUGGCAAACCACGUAUGCUGCGGCCAUGAGCGAAUGGGAACUGUGGGCAUCCCGCGGGCUGGCGACAGCCUUGUCCUCGGCCAAGCGCAACGACAACGACACCGACGCCGACAAUGAUAAGUCACCCAAGGCCUUCCCCAAUCUGAUCUCGACUUUAGUGCGAUCCGGUCUCCAUCCCCAGACGGCGCUGUCGGAAGCUCGAGAGAACCUAGGCCCUGGCACAGACACGACGUCGGCCACGCUGGCGCAUAUCCUGUGGGCAUUGGCUCACAACCCCCAGUAUCAGAACAAGCUGCGUCAAGAACUGUCGGCACUGGGAUUCCCCACCGACCUGAAAGGCCUGGACGAGGUGCCGCGGCUCAAAGCUUCGGUUAAGGAGGGCAUCCGGUGGACUGGUGCCGCUGCUGCCAUGCUACCGCGCAUCGUGCCGCCAGAGGGAGUGAUGCUGGAAGGAGUGUUUUUGCCAGGCGGAACAACCGUCACAUCAUCGCCGAUAUGGUACCUGCGCGACCAAAAUGCAUUCCCUAACCCGACCUACUACAACCCGUACCGCUGGCUGACGGCAGAUGGGACGGCCUUGAGCGACAACCAACCUCUUCGAGAUAAAUACUAUAUUCCGUUUUCCAAGGGAGCCAACGUCUGUAUUGGUGCACAGUGA